AGCAUUUUCCUAUCGCUGGCGAGCCACAGUGAUGAGAUUAGUGAAUAUCGUUAAGAAGAGAUUGUACCGAAAAUUGGCAAACAGACGCUGAAUGCUACGUUUAUCGAAAAACAAAUUUUUCAACAAAGAACUGAUGAAGAACGUUUGACAGCGAGCAGACUGUUAAUUGUUUUUACUUGAUGGACAUAUAAAAUUGUGAUUCCAAAUUAUGAUGGAUAAUUUAUCCAUUUGAAGAUACGAUAAUCAGAGAUCGAGAAUUUUUUGGCGAAACGCAAUGGAGCAGGGGUCUGUUACUAACGAAAACUUGUCUAGAAGAAAGCGGAAAGGCUCUGAUGAAGGGUUUGAAGAACUUAACAGGAAACAUUUGAAGAUGUGCCCUAAUAUAAGAUGUAUAGAAGCAGUCUCUGAAACUAAAACUGAACAUGUUGUCAUACCAAAGGAGAGCAUUGAAGCGAAGCAAUGUAUUCAAAACAGCACUUUAAAGGAUAAAGAUGCUGAGGGAUCUGAACAACAUGAUUCAGUUCACCGAAAAUCGGAGAUGAAAAAUGUCCAGACUGGAAAUUUUUCAGGUGAAACAACAGAAUGUUUAGAAAAAUCUUUACCUGUACAACUCUCAAGUUUCGCAAAAACAGCUACAACAGGUGAUUUGCCUUCUCCAAAGAAGGAUAAUUGUAUUUCAUCCGCACAAAAUACCGAGACAGAAGCUAAUAUAUGUCAGAAUGAGGAUGAACUUUCUAGAGAUACAACGGAAUUAAAAAGAGAUCCCAAAGACGUUAAAGAGAAAAAAGACGAGUACUGGUAUAGGUUACUACGUUUUGAUGAGAAAAUUCGCCGGGGUCUUUACCCAAAAGAUAUCCGCUCAAAUACAAGUCUUAAAGAACACAUUGAGAGGGGAAGCAGGGGCAUAAAAUCACGAUUCAUUUCCUGUUGCAAAACUAUACGCGGGUUGGAGAAAUUGGCAAGUCACACAAAUGAAUUUCAUCGCGUUCGUCUUGUUGUGCGUAUUAACAUAACGCAGCUUAACCCUAGAAACGUCAAUGUAAUAGAUCUGACUGAUGAAAGCGUACGACUGAAAUAUUUCAAAAGUAAUAAAAGGGCCUGGAGACUUGCGAGCAAAUUUGAUGAAGUCAUUCUAGAGCCAAAAAGAUACAUUCCUAGAUACUGUAUUGAAAAAAUAGGAACCGUUAAGGAUCAAAGUUUUACAAAAUACCAAAACAUUAUUCUGUGACUUUUAUUAACGAUUUUAUUUCUUUUCACCAUAAAUGUAAAGCAUAAAAAUAGAAUGUUAGAGUCACCUAAAUUCCUAUUAGACAUGUAUGUGAAGCUUAUUCAUGACUGCUGAAAUUGUGUUGCAAUGUUAACUUUGGUUAUUGGUUUUUUUCCCAUUUCUUCACAUUAAUUUGUACUUAUUACUUAAAUAGGAAAUAAAUAUUCUUUGAAAAAAAAAUUUUAGUUCACGUAAAAUCAUUUACUCCAAUCAGGAAUUUUGUCUCGUGCGAGGGGAUUACUUUUGUUAAUUAGGAAGACGACUCCACACAUAAAACUGUUUUAAUGCAGUAAAGUUGGAACCGGUAGUAUUACUUUGUGGUCAUAUUUCAUGUAAAAAAAUAAAAUGGAGGCUCUGAUCGGAAUGACUGUCAUGUUUCUAGACCUCUAGUACCAUACAUUAAAUAAAAACAUUGAAAUAAUAACAACUUUGCAAAAAUAUAGGUCAGUGAUAUCGAAACAUUUUUUUGAAAAAUAAGAUUUCAAAUAAUGAGUUUUAGCUAUCAUGGAAAGGUCACAUCGACGUAUUUAAGUAUAUGUUUACUUGAAUUGUUACACAGGAUGACACUCUGUGAUUUAGUCAAAUAAAAGCUGAUUGAAAGAUAACUGGAGGCUGACUGAAUAGCAUAGUUUUGCCAUUUAGUAACCUUUCAAGAUCUUUCAGUAAACAUUUAAUUGAAUAAAUGGCAAACAUUUCUCCUUACAUUCAUCAAAUUUGUUGUAUAUUCUUUUUCAAACUCUGCUAAUUAUUGCUGAUAAAUAUAUAUUAAUGAGCGUCAAUAGUAUUUUUAGCAUACACUAAAUGAAGUGACAAAAUAGGAAUGUCUUAGUAGAAAAGACAUUCCUUUGUUGUCAAUUUAAUAGGUGACAAACAUACUAUUGGCAUGUAUGGUAAUUUGAUUUUAAAAGUAUGUUUUCAUACAAAAAG
Magallana angulata is the source of this 2194-nucleotide messenger RNA. RefSeq lists its product as uncharacterized. The coding region runs from base 275 to 1228 and encodes 317 amino acids. The transcript is spliced from 4 exons. The record is from RefSeq and is a predicted model, not a curated record. Lineage: Eukaryota; Metazoa; Mollusca; Bivalvia; Ostreida; Ostreidae.